This is a messenger RNA of Psilocybe cubensis, 1434 nucleotides long. RefSeq lists its product as uncharacterized. The record is from RefSeq and is a predicted model, not a curated record. The transcript is spliced from 4 exons. NCBI's taxonomy places the organism in Eukaryota, Fungi, Basidiomycota, Agaricomycetes, Agaricales, Agrocybaceae. Gene Ontology annotation, molecular function: DNA-binding transcription factor activity, RNA polymerase II-specific; RNA polymerase II cis-regulatory region sequence-specific DNA binding. Gene Ontology annotation, biological process: regulation of transcription by RNA polymerase II; cell differentiation. The coding region runs from base 1 to 1434 and encodes 477 amino acids.
AUGUCUCCUCCCUUUGACCACUGGGCUGACUCCAGUCCCGCCCCCGCCGCCCCCGCUGUCCAACCCAAUGCCAACCAGCAGAGCAAGAAGCCCAGGCAUCGCCAUUCUCCCUCCCAGCUCGCCGCCCUCAAACAUCUUUUCGACCAGAACGAGCACCCGCCCUUGGAGCAGAGAUCAGCUCUUGCUGACCGUCUGGGGAUGGAGACAAAGACUGUCAAUGCCUGGUUUCAAAAUAAACGGGCCUCUUCAAAGAAGCGGGUCCGUGGGGGUGCUGCUCCCCAGUAUGACCCCCAGCCCAUAACUACCGCUGUCCCAUGUCCACCCCCGCCCCCAUCCAUGCAGAAACACGAUAUGUCUCGCCACAGCGAGAUCGUCUAUCCAGACGACGAAUGUCUAUCGGUGCACUCACGCUCGGUGUCUGUAGUGAAAUCAGAAUCGUUUUAUGCAGGCCAUCCGGAUCAGGCCCACUUUUACACAGAGUCAGAAAAUAUGCCCCGCCGCAUGCGCAUACGACCGUCUCCGGAGCAGACAGAGGAGCUCCGAAAACUAUACAACAUCAACCCACAUCCCAGCACCGAGCAAAGGACGACUCUGGCGCAAAAUAUUGGCAUGCGUUACGAAAGUGUCACCAAUUGGUUCCAAAACCAGCGGAGUUUGGCAAAAAAGAGGAAAGAAGACGAGCCAGACUCGUAUUCCGUCCCAAAGCCCGAGUAUCCCCACGAGUCACGGCACUAUUCGGCAUUCCCUCCGCCUCCCUUCACCUCAUCCAGCAUCCUCCACGACAACUCCCCACCAAGGUCUCUGCGCAGGAGCCCAUCUCCAUAUGGACCCCGUACUACCACUUUCGCACGCCCACGCCGUUCGCGUCCUGAACCGUAUCAGCUUGACGCCUUGAAGGUUCUCUUUACAAAGACAGCCACACCCACCAUCGAAGAACGCUCUGCCUUAGCACUAGAGAUCGGAAUGGAUGUCGGAAAAGUCACCAACUGGUUCCGCAAUCUGCGGCAGACGGCACGCAAACGCGCGAAAAAGUCUGGCAGUGGGGACGACGACGACGACGAUAGUUACCUUGGAGGCGAUAUGUAUUCCGCUUCAGCAUCGCGCUUUGGCACUCCUUCUUUUGGCUCGUCGUCCUCAUCUUCUGUCAACGACUACUCAGUAGACAUGGACGACUUUUAUAUGCAUAAUGCACAUUCUGAUGGAAGUGAAGAGGAUGACUACCAGGAGGCCGUUACCCCUUCACCUGAACACUCGCCAUCUCCGCCGCGAUCUUCCAUAAACCCUCAAGAGAAGGAAUACAAAUCGCUGGAUACAUUGUCAAUGCCAUAUCCGGUUGGAACCGGCAAAGUUUCUCCCACUGGCAUCAAUUAUGACGAUGCUAUGCUCCUCAUCAGCUUUCAGCGUGGUAUCAGCGGUCGUGAUCUACAUUAUUGA